This is a messenger RNA of Carassius gibelio (silver crucian carp), 2670 nucleotides long. RefSeq names its product butyrophilin subfamily 1 member A1-like. The record is from RefSeq and is a predicted model, not a curated record. The transcript has 9 exons. Lineage: Eukaryota; Metazoa; Chordata; Actinopteri; Cypriniformes; Cyprinidae. Gene Ontology annotation, molecular function: protein binding. The coding region runs from base 266 to 1945 and encodes 559 amino acids.
UUUCCAUCACAUUCAGUCGCCUUAUAACAUCAGAAUACACGAAUAUGCAUAUGUAUGUUCACAUCGCGAAUAUCAUUAGAUAAAACCACAUCUGACAGAAUAACACCGAAUUCAAGCUUUCUUCAUCUGCUGACGUGUUUUAUUUGAUUCAUUGUUAUUUUUAGAAACCGAAAGUAAAACAGUAGGAACACCGGGAGCACGCCUGGACUUCCACUGAAACGUGUCGCUUAUUUCUGAAUUUAUCUGAUUUCUCUUCGUCUCCGGAAUGCUGUCGAUUAUUAUCGUUUUACUGAAUCUCCUCAUAGAGACUUCAGUGUCGUUGACUGUGGUGGUUCCUCCUGAUCCUAUAGUGGCUCAUGUGGGAUCCACAGUGACUCUUCCCUGCUGGAUCUCUCCUCCUGAGAACGCUGAAGCUCUGGAGAUCCGCUGGUACCGUCAGGAUCAGUUCAACAACCCUGUUCUCCUCUAUAAUCAAGGGAAGAUCCAGGAUAUCCAGGAGGAAUCGUACAGGAACCGAAGCUCUCUGGCUCUGCGGUCAGAUCAGUCUGGUGGACUGAAGGAUGGAGACAUCUCUCUACAGCUGGAGAAACUCAGAGUACAAGAUGGAGGUUUAUUUCACUGUUAUGUGAGCGGAGAACAUUCAUAUGGGACUGAAGAGAUGACUCUCAAAAUCACAGCUUUAGGAUCCGCUCCUGUCCUGUCUCCAAAGUCUCUAGAUGAUGGUCGUGUGAACAUCAGCUGCAGGUCCAGUGGCUGGUAUCCAGAGCCCAGUGUCUCCUGGACAUCAGAUGAAGGAAGGGUUCUCCGUCCUGGAGGAACGUCUCACACUCGUGGAGAAGAUGAGAUGAUAUCUACCCACAGCUGGAUGGUCGUCUCUCUCUCAGACGCUAAACUGGUCUCAUGUUCAGUCUCUCUCAGAACUGGAGAUUUAAAAGAAGGAAGACUGGACAUACAGGGCAUUGUGUCUUCAGGUCCAUCAGAUUCAUCAGGUCCAUGGAUGGCUCUUUUCCUCACGUUUCUCAUCUGUUCUCUUCUGGGUUUGUUUGGGCUGAUCCUCUACAAAUACAGACACAAACGAACAGGAAAGAAACCAGCUGAAGAAAACUGUGAGGAGGAGACUCUGGAGAGACUGCUAAAAGCAGUUGUGGAAGACAUGAAUAUAGAAGAACUGAGGCAGCAUGCAGUUGAGAUCACUAUCGACCGUGAGCGUUUACAUCCAGGUCUGAAGGUUUCUAAAGACUUUAAAAUAUUGAGGGACAGUAGAGAAUAUGAACACACUGGAGAGGGAUUUCCAUAUGAAUUAUGUGCUUUUGGAGCCCAAAGCUUCACCUCUGGUCGUCACUAUUGGGAAGUAGAGCUGGCAGCUCCACCUAAACCUCCCAAAAUCUUCUGGAUGAUUGGUGUGGUGAAAGAGGAAAACCUUCCUACAAGAGACAGUUCUGCUUUAACUCCAUCAGCUGGUUUCUGGUUCUUGUGUUCAGACGGUCCUUAUGGCUUUUGCACUAACACUGAUCCAUUGAUCAGAUUCUCCCUGACACCGAGACCUGAACGACUGGGAGUUCUGUUAGAUUAUGAUCACGGUCAGCUGUCAUUUUACAACGUCACAGAGAGAAAACAUCUCCUGACCAUCAGCAGCAGAUUCUCUGGAUCAGUCGUUCCUCUCUUCAAUCCUGGAGCUGGUGAUGAGAGUCCACUUAAAAUCCUGGAUCUUCCAAAACCUGCAGAACCAGCUGAACCCAGUCCUUCACAGAGUAACACGGCAGCUGUAGAAUCAGAUGUAAAGGCCAGUGAUGAUCCAAAACCUGUAGAACCAGCUGAACCCACUCAGCCUUUACUGAGUAACAUGGCAGCUGUUGAAUUAGAUGUAAAGGCCAGUGAUAAUGCAGAACCAGUAGAACCAGCUGAAUCCAGUCCUUUACUGAGUAAAAAGAGUUCAGAUGCUUGACUGACUUUUAAAUGCAGUUUAAUCAGAAGGACAUACGUGCAUAAAAAUACCUGAUGCAUGAAAAACUACAAACAUCUGUUAAAAUGUACUGAUAUGGUUCAGACACAAUGAUUUUUAAGAUUAGGGUUAAUUCCCAGUGAUAAUGCAUCAUUAAUUAAAUAAAAAGUCAAUUAAUGACAUCUUCACAUGACGUGAUCCAAUCCUACAGUGUCACAUGACGACAUCAAAUCAGUGCUGUAGAUUUAAUUCCUCCCUUGUUUCGACCAACAAUACUCCCAAUCAAACUAUCUAAACAACUAACACGGCCAGUCGAGGGGUUAACUGUUUAAUCAUCAGAUAUAACACAACACUCUACGUGACACAAACAAUGAAUGUGAGCAUGGAGGUGUGUGUGUGUGUGUGUGUGUGAACAUCUGCCUACAGUCACAUAAAGACCCCAGAGGAAAAUGAUGGUAAAAUAAACUUUUGAUUAUUAAUCAUGUAAAUACAAAGGCAGCUAACGGAUCUACAUACAUGUGCAAAUGUUUUAACACGUUAGAGAUAAUUUUGUGAUAGAAUCAUGUUAGAUUUAUCUCAGCUCUGUGGUACCACUUGUGUUAAACUGUUCUGUAAAUACAUGAAUGUCUCAUUGUGUACUAGCGUUUAAAUAACGUUAAAGCUGCAGUCAGUAACUUUUGACGCUCUUUUUUUUAUUUGGUAUUUUAAUAAAAAACUGUGAACUGAAA